Amaranthus tricolor (Joseph's coat) is the source of this 588-nucleotide messenger RNA. RefSeq lists its product as uncharacterized. The record is from RefSeq and is a predicted model, not a curated record. The coding region runs from base 1 to 588 and encodes 195 amino acids. The transcript has a single exon. Lineage: Eukaryota; Viridiplantae; Streptophyta; Magnoliopsida; Caryophyllales; Amaranthaceae.
AUGACGAAUCAAGAUUCUGGUUCUCAAGAUUCUGGUUCGAGUUCUUUUGAUCAUUCAGAUCCUCUUUUCCUUCGUCCUGCAGAUCAUCCUGGAUUAUUAUUAGUUUCGAAACCUUUUGAUGGUUCGAAUUUUGGUUCUUGGAAGAAAUCAAUGUCAAUAGCUUUGUCGGCAAAGAACAAAUUGAUUUUUAUCAAUUCGAAUUCUCAGCCCAGUAUAACUGAUUUCAAGUAUAGUCAAUGGAGGAGAUGCAAUGAUAUGGUCACAUCAUGGAUUUUAAAUGUCUUAUCUCAAGAAAUAGCUGAAAGUGUUCUUUAUUCAGAUUCAGCUCAUGAUAUUUGGAAAGAACUUGAAGACCGUUAUGGUCAAGCAAGUGGUGCCAUGCUUUUUCAAUUGGAGAAGGAUAUUCGAUUAUCAGGCCAAGGCACUAAUGAUAUUGCUGGUUAUUUUACUAAAUUGAAGAAAAAUUGGGAUGAAUUGAACACAUUGUCCUCUCUGCCCAUUUGUUCCUGCGGUUCUGCACAAGCUAUGCAAAAGUUCAAUGAAGAUCAACGCCUUAUUCAAUUUCUCAUGGGACUCAAUAGUGAUUAG